AUGGAGCCUCCUGCGCCGGACACUACCAGCAAGGGACGUGUCUCGGCGGAUGCAUACCGUCUUGAGUGGGUGUUUGGGCCUCAUGUGCUGGUGUACAACGAUGCGUGCACGAGACGCACAGGCCCUGUACCGGUGGCCUACACGUUCGAUGAUUGGUUCGUCGAACGGCCACGGACGACUCAGGAGAAGCCCUCAAGGAACAAUUCGACGGCAGUGGUGGUCUCGUGCCCCUCUAUGGACGCCUUAGAAACAGCGCCUCUCUAUCUUGGGGUCUUUUCGUCUACGCUGGUCCCUACGCCAGAGGCCUCUUAUGUGUUUGACAUGGCAGCGCCACUGGACUUUGAAGUCCCGCCGAAUGUACUCAUGGAGGAAAACAGGACAGUGACCGUCACAGGUAUCCGCCGUAAUAUGCGGCUGCUAAGCCGCACAAAGCACCAGGUGGUGGCGGCCACGGUGCAUCGGCUUGUGGCAGAAAUGACCUCGGGCUCCUCGCCCGGGCUCAUGCAAGAUGUAUUUUUGGGCUACCGCCAAUACCUGGGUGCGGGCCGACUGCUCGAACUACUCUUCAACCGCAUGGAAUGGUCCAUUGUCAAGAUCGGCGAUGCUACCUACUUCAAGGUGGCACUCAGUGUGUUGUUGCACACACAAGCGGCGCUUUGGCACUGGUUGCAUUAUUACUACGAGCACGAUUUCGCGCGCGAUGAGGUACUCACACGCCGUCUUGUGCAAUGGAUGGCCGACCAGGACUACCGCGUGCAGUUCUGGCAGUACGCAAACAAUCCCUCGGCGAUCGAUGGCCCGCCGAUGUUGAAGGAGGUGCCGUCUGCCGCCGUGCCGGAACAAGAUGAAGAGCUCCCCAACAACGAUCCCAGUGAGCGUAUGCAUUCUCUGUGGGCACUCGUACAGGCUCUGGUGCCGACCGCGCUGCUGCCUGACCAGGACAGCCAGAACAUGCCCACUGAAGCGCGCAACAAAGUGAUGCUGCGCAAAUCGCGCUCUCUUACGCGCAUGUUAGCCCUGUCAAAUUCACCGACGCGGUCUCGCAAGCACCAUUCGCGUUGGCCGAGUGUUAGUGGUUCGUCUGUGCUUGCAGCGGUUGGAUCGAUUCCCGCUAUGUCUGGACCCACAGCGAGUUCGCAUAUGUCGUCCUCAUCGUAUAAAACACCAGGGCCUGCCACGGCGGCAUCGCCAUCCAUCAGUGAGACGACUCUUGAGCCUGCUCCGCAAGGUCGCGCGGAACGGUCCAGGUCGCUUAAGAGUUUGCGCCGAAUGUGGCGCCGCGGCACAGAUGCGCCGAGCGAUGGGGUGGCAGACGACGGCUCGCCGAGGGGCAAGAUGGAUGCCGCGACGAUGGAUGACGAAGUUGAUGACACACACGAGCAAGAUGUGGCUCUGCAGCUGCUGGAGCAGGCACUCUCAGAGACACCCCGUACCGAUGCCUUUCCGUCGCCGCGGCACAGGGAUGGGCCAAUCCAGUGGAUCCCCUCGCACACAGGCUCGUCGUGGAAAGAGGCACAGCGGCUGUCGAUCGUGACAGCCCAGGCAAUGCUGAAAAAGAACCCGACAGCGCCUGCCUCUCGGAUCCAGCAACGUGACACGUUCUUGUUAUGCCAGCGCUCCAGUACCAUUGCGCGCCAACUGGGCACCAUUGAACGCCAAUUGUUGGCCUGUGUGCAAUGGCACGAGCUCGCAGAGCCUUCGUGGGAACAGCACACUGUGCAGCAAGAGCAGUGGCAGCGUGAAUACCAGGAGUACAUUGUCGCCCGUAUUCGCGCGGCGAGCGGCACAGAGGACGCUUCGUCAGCCCCGUCCACAGCGCCCAAGGCAGAGGGCGUACAUAUGCUCAUUGCGCGGUUUAACCGCGCGUGCGCUUGGGUUGCCACGCACAUUGUGACCACUACUGACCUGCAAGAGCGAGUCAUGGUCGUGAAUAAGUUUAUCCGCAUUGCCUGGCACUGCUUCCGGCAGGGGAACAUGGAGUCGCUGUGCCAGAUCAUGUUUGGCCUCCAGUCGCCAUGGGUCGCACGCCUGCAGCGCACCUGGGGGCAAGUCGCACUUUGGGAGCUGCGCGCAUUUGAUGCACUGCGCCGCUUUACAUCACCGCGCAACCAAUUUGCCUAUUUGCGCCAGUCGAUGGUGGAAGCUCUCGACGUCAACACGACGGUAAAGCGCCGCUUCUCAAACCCAAGCACGGCCUCAGCACCGUAUGUGCCGUUCUUUGGUCUUUUGAUCUCCGACCUGACCACGAAUGAUGGGCUUGCCAGCUUUGUUGACUCGUCACUGAUGCCUAAUAUGAUUCCCUUCUACGAUGACCAGGAGCUCUCGCAGAGCUGGGACGUUCUAGUCAAUGUGUACCGCCUGCGCAUCAAAGCCUGCAUCGUGAGGGAAUUCAUCACUCUUCAGCGUCAUGAGAAAUCUGCCCCUGAGUGUCCUAUGGAACUCCCCAUCCUUGUCGAAUCGCUUCAGCUUGAUACCCUUUCGGCGGCGGCUAUUCAAAGCGCGUCCCUGGCCCUAGAACCGUAG
Molecule: messenger RNA, 2523 nt
Organism: Malassezia sympodialis ATCC 42132
Lineage: Eukaryota; Fungi; Basidiomycota; Malasseziomycetes; Malasseziales; Malasseziaceae
Exons: 2
Coding region: 1-2523 (840 amino acids)
Biological process (GO): Ras protein signal transduction
Cellular component (GO): plasma membrane
Molecular function (GO): guanyl-nucleotide exchange factor activity
Source: RefSeq, a predicted model, not a curated record